CACACUAAAUAUUAUUCUAUUCAAUAUAAUCUUCUCUUUCUGACCCUACUCUACUCGGUGCUGAGAUAAGAGAAAGAAAAACCCAUAUCCACACACAACAACAACAACAACAACAACAUAAGUGAAAUCAAAAAUCAAAAUUGUGUGUAGUGUGAUGGAUAAUAAAAGCUGUGAACAAUCCUCUGCUUCAGCUUCAGAUUCUAAUACUUCUGAUAGAGAUCAAUAUUUGAGACACCUUAACAAGCUUUCACACAAGAUCUCAAAACCAAUUAUCAACAACAAAAAACAACCCACUUUUGAACCUAUUCAACCACAAACUCAAACUCAAACACAAAACCUUAAUAAUCCACUGCAACACCAACCACCAGUGUACAACAUAAACAAAAACGAUUUUCGUGACGUUGUUCAAAAACUAACAGGUUCGCCUGCACAUGACCGUAUCAUAACACCACCACCUAUUCAACAACCUAAACCUCAAAGUUCACGUCUUCAACGUAUCCGUCCACCACCGUUACCUCAUAUCACUAACCGUCCACCUCCGUUACUUAACCACCGUCCCAAUCUUCUUCAACCGCAAAACUUCAACUUUAACUUUAACGCUGUUAACUUUAAUCAUAAUAGCAACAACUUUCCUGGUUUAGGUAGACCUCAAGCUCCGUUAUCUCCGUUACCACCGUUUCCCACCGUUCACGCCGCCGCUGAAUCUCCGAUUUCAGCUUACAUGCGCGAUCUGCAGAAUUUCUGCUCCACCAUCGAUUCCAAAGGCUUCUCUGGUUUUUCUCCUUUGCCUCUUCCUACUGUUUUACCACCUCAACCAGAACAGCAACAACAGCAAGAAAAUCAACCGCCACCGCAGCAGGAAGUUGUGCCGCCGCCACCACCACCGGCGACGGUGGCUCACUCGACUUCUUCAUUUCAGAUGCCGUCUUCUCCAGGUCCAUUUGGGUGUUUGAAUUCACAGCUAGCAUCUUAUCCUUUGUUGUCACCAGGUUUAUUGUUUUCCCCCAAUUCAGGGAAUUUAGGGUUUCCUCAACUUCCUCUUUCUCCAACUGUGCCUGCACCAAGUCCAAGAUGGAGAGAAAUUUGACUUGAAAUGUGGUAAGAAUCGAAUGAAUCGUGGUUUUUUGGCUCUGAUUUUGGGAUGUAAAUGGUAGUGGUGUGGUGAAAUGUGAAUUUAUUCAAUUUGUGGUGGUUGGACUCAAAAACUAGCUUAGUCCAUUUCACUGCUUAGUAGUACUAGUUUAUUUUAUUUUAUUUUAUUUUAUUUAUUGUGUAAAUGGGGUAUCAAAGACAGAAGAAAGGAACAAUUUUGCAAUUGUUUUUUUACUCUUUUUGGAUAUUUUGGGGGGAUCACAAAAAACAGAAAUUAGAAGUUAUUAUUAUACAGAUAUAGUUGGAUUAUCAUGCUGUUUUCAGUUUACAAAAACUAUAUUGUUAUUGACAGUUUAUUUUAUUAA
Medicago truncatula (barrel medic) is the source of this 1457-nucleotide messenger RNA. RefSeq names its product VQ motif-containing protein 9. Bases 155 to 1087 code for a protein of 310 amino acids. The record is from RefSeq and is a predicted model, not a curated record. The transcript has a single exon. NCBI's taxonomy places the organism in Eukaryota, Viridiplantae, Streptophyta, Magnoliopsida, Fabales, Fabaceae.